AGCAAUGAAUAAAAUACAAAGUGUUAGUGGAGCACCUGCUCCACAUAAUGACAAAAGCAAAGACUGGCAGCUAGAAAUAUUAAUGGAAAAGCUAAGAUCCAAAGCUUCGCAAUUUAAAACUCUGGCCGAAAUUUCGAAAAACGUUCGAAUGACUUUACUUGAAAAAAGGUAUGCUUCUGAUAGUGUUGAAAAAAGCCAACAUCAGAAGUGUUUGGACACUUUACAACACUCUAUCAAAGUCACUUCUUUGCAAAGUAUGGUAGAGAGAUUAGAAAGUUUAACUAGACAAUUAGGAUUAAAAUUUGUCGUUGAACCUUCUGGUGUAUUUAUAUCCUCAGAUAUGUUUUACCUGGAGAUAGUAUUAAAUCCUGCAGGUAUAGUAGAAGACGUAAAGAUACAUCAUGAAGGUAAAAAAGAGCAACAAAGUUGCACCGAACUUGUCAAUUGCCUUUCGAAAGGAGAUUUCUCCGAUUUUACAGCCCAAUUGGAAGGCUUCACGUCCAUAUACCAACUGAACGCUGAAAAAAAGAUUAAAUGUAAAGCGUUUACAGCUCUAGAAUCUUUGGAAGCGGAUCUCAUCACUUUGGCUCAACUACAAAUGUUUAUGAAAGAACCCUUUAAUCUUAUACACAAAUCUCCUGUGGGUAUUUUGGAAAAAAGGAAAGGGGGCCAUCCAAUGAAAUUAACGUAUUUUGUAUCUCCGUACGAUCUGUUAAAUGUGGAGAAAAACGAAAUUGAACCAAUUAAUAUAGACACCAUUGCUAGUAAGAGUUUAGGAUAUAGUGUUACUGUAUGUAUGGAAGGUUCUGCAGCUCAUAAACUGCAGACGACUACUUUGAUCACUGUAAAUAGGGGGCUUAAUGGAAAAAGCACACCUUCAUACACGCCAUUAAACAAUCAAAAUAGUGCUGUAAUUCCAGCUUGUUUCUUGUUAAAACUGAACAAACCGCUGCCACUUUGUCUGUCGUUGGUUAGACAAAUUCAACAGAUAUAUCCAUGGACGGAAAUAGAUAGUGCACCCGUACAACCAUUGUUGAACCUUAUUGUCACUCAUUGCAGUGAUGAAAAAAUGAGUUCUAGUAAUAAUAAAGGAUUGUUUGUUACACUUCCGGACCAAAACCAUUGUUAUUUCAUGACCGAAAAUAAGAAUAUGGAUGGAGUAUUAGUAACGAGUAUACCUUUUACUCACCCUGCUCAUGUCGCUAGUAUUCUUAUGAUCCUUAGAGAGCAAGCCUUGUUUAAUACGAUUAUUGCAAGUUGUGUUAGACCAAACAGCAAGCAAGAUUUCGAAAACAUGACCAUAUUUGAAGUAAGUGCUCUCUCUUCAACUCACAUCUCCAUAUCGUUAGAACACCCUGUAGAGGAAAGUAUGGCAACAGCCGAAAUCGACUUAUCAGAUAUAUCUAAUUUAAUUUGUCGCAUUCACAAUCCCGGAACCCCUCCUCCGGUUAACACCUCCGACGUAGCCACGGAACUUAGUUCGAAAAUACUAAACAAAUCAUUUUCGAUACCCGUUACUCUGCGUUCCGUUAUUAAAUUGUGGGAGAAUCAAUCGAUGAGGAGAAAUCAUUAUGGAGGGCAUGAAAAUUUUAACUUGCCCCUCGGAUCCGGCGACCCUGGGGGAUCUAAAGAUUCCACGACAACUAACUUGGUGGAAUUCGGGGGAUUGAAUGACAAAAUUAAACAAGAACCGUCCGGGAAUUCGAAUCAUAAUAUGAUGAUGCAAGCCAGUCAGGACAUUUUUUUAAAUCAAUCCAUGAUGGCGACAAAUUUUCAAAACUUCCCACCUUCCGAUGGGGUACUGACGACUUUGGAACUCACUAACAUACUAUCUGAUAAUAUGGAUAAGAGUUCAAAGCGCCAAAAGCGUAGGCACGAAGACAGCAGCAAAAGUGGCAAACGGAAGGUGGGAACAGAAGACUCGGAUCUAAUUGAGUCAUCCAGUUGUGACUCGACAUCAAGAAGUACUCCAUUGUCACAAGAAACAGAAAUCAGAACUCCAAACUCGUUAUUGGGGUUUCAAACGGAUCUUGAACUCUCGGUAUCUGGCAUAGAUCCAAUAGAACUCUUGGGAUCCAAUGAUAAAGCAGAAGAGGAGUUCGAUCAUUUAGAGAGCAUGGAAAUGGACGUGAUAUCUCCAAAAGAUUUCAAGAAAGAAAUAAAAGAUAAAUCGCCGAAUAGGAGCGAGCCAGAGGAAAAACUGACGAGUUUAAGUAUCACACCGGUUCCUGUGUCGAGCAGUUCAAGCAGUUCUAAAGAUAAGCGUUCAUCUGAAACGCCGCCAAUUUUAAAUUCUCUAACCAUCACUCCUAUUCCCAAUCAACACAGAAGCUUAGAAGAGAAGUCGAGAGACAGGAAGAGUAAAUCUUCUAAAGACGAAAAAAGCAAACUAGAUAAGAAACGGAAAAGAAAACGAGAUGAAAGCCCGAUGGGACCGCCAGAAAAAGUUCCUCACAAGCAGGAUUUUCUUCCGAAGCCUAAUGUUAGCUCUUUAAAAUCAACGGAAUCGCCGCCAUUGACCUCUUCUACUCCAUCUUCUCCUAGUACUGUAAGAAAAUUUAGCCAUUCUCCCACUCAAAAUCGACCUGCGUCUCUUAGCGGAAAACUCAGUCCGAACAUGAUGAAAUCCGGUCUCAAAUCCAGUUCUUCUCAUCACAGUCCGAAGAACUCUCCUGCACACAUCUCUAGCAGCCCCAAGCAAGGGAUAUCUGAACUUUCUAGUCCCAAACAUCACGGUACUUCCCCCAAACACCCUUCGGCCAGCUCGGGGAAACCCAGUAUGUCAACUUUAAAAAACGCCGCCAAUUCGCCGUCCAGCAAGAGCGGCGGCGACAGCAAGAGCAAAUCCAGUCUAAAAGAGAGUUCCAGAGAUAAGGAAAAGAAGGUAUCCAGUAGUUUGAAUGUGACUAGUACGAAAAAUAAGAGUUCGUCGUCUAACAAAGUGAAAUCGCUGGAUUUAAGCGGCGGCGAUGCGACUUCAGACGGUUUGCCGUCGCCCAGCGGUGCCGGCGACGUGAAGACGAACUCGUCUCAAUUGAGAACCAAUCGAAAAGGUUCUCUGUCCGCGAUCGUCGAUAAGCUGAAAGUAAACGCUCAACAUUGUGAUAUUCCGUCAAGUGGUAACAAAGAUAGGACUAGCAGCAGCAGUGUCAGUAAGUUGAACGAAUCGAGCAAAACUGGCACUAAGCUGGGAGACGCGAAAAAUUCCGAGUACAUGGUGAAGCCUAGUUCAGACGGGAUGAAAAUUACUAUCAACAAAACUAGAACUAAAGAUAAUUCUUCUUCGAGUAAGCCAUCCUCGUCAUCAAGUUCUACAGUGACCAACAAAGUUAGUGGAACAAAUUCUCCCAAAACUCACACCGGUUUGAAACCGGGAGUCAACAGCGGUCCCGCGUCAAAGAAACCCCAACAAAUUCAAAAAUCCACCAAUUCCGUUCUACCAAACUCAACCACUUCCAGCAGUAACAGCGGCGGCGGCAGCAGUAGUACAAAAAGUUUCGCUCCAAGCAACAAAUCGGCCUCAUCCAGUUAUUCUAAAGUUUCUAGUUCGUCGAACAGUAGCAGUAGUAGUACAAAUUUAUCUAAAUCAAGUUCUAAAGUAACCGGUUCGCCUAAAAUGAACUCGUCUAGUACGGAUUCAAAUCGGUCUAAGGAUAAAACGAAAUCCAAUAAAACUAAUCCAGAAAAGUCGCUCUUGUCCGCGUUGAAGGAAAGCAGAAAAUCGAGUCCGACGCAAAGCAGGGAGGAAGUCGAUAACGUGUAUAAAAUGACCCAGUCCAGCCUCAUGGACGGACGGAUCAAAACUUUAGAUAAAAACUUCCAAAUACCGAAACUCUCUGCAAGAAUUUCAGAUGAUAAAAAAGUGAUAAGGAACGAUAGUUCGAACAUGAAUAGAAAUAAAGUCGAAUCGAAACUAUACAAUAUGAUGAAGAACGAUUCUAGUAAAUAUCCAGUGAAUAAUCAAAUGUUCGAUAAUUCAAUGGAGACGAAAAUUAGGAAUAAUAUGAAUAAUCUUCCUAUCGGAGUUGGUGCUAAUGAUGAUGAAAGUAGCAAAAAAGAUGUUCAUCAGAACCUAUCGAGCAUGCAAGGCAAAGACGAUUCCAACAAAAUUGACUCCAUAUCGUCGUCGAAGCUAUACGGCUCGCCGAUGUUAGAGCCUCUCAGCUUUUCAACGAAAUCCGUGGAUUUCCCCGCGUCGAAAUUCAUCGCGCCUGCGCCUAGAGACGAACGCAAGGACUCUCGCAAGAACGACGAAGUAUUGGAUUUCAGUUCGAAGUCGCAGGCUCUACCUCAGUCGCCCUCCGUCAGUGUUCACAUAGUUAAAUCGCCAGCGCCGAGUCCAAUGAUCAAUCCCAGUCCGCAUUCCGCAUCGCCCGGUAUUACAGACGACGAACUUAUGGACGAGGCGUUGGUGGGGAUGGGGAAAUAGUCGUUUAAGAAAAAUUAUUUAUUUGGAAAAUUAUUUUUUAAUCAUAAAAGUUGUAUGUUUGGUCUGGACGAGAUGUAUGUGAGGUGAUAUUCAUAAAUUGGUGUUGUUAAUGCGGGCUAAGAGAUGUUGUUUUGCCACUAGAGUGCGACACUAAAAGACUAGAGGUCACCAUUCGAACGAAAGUGCAGAUAAUAUGUAGAGUUGCAACUCAUUUUGAAAAGUCAUAUUAAAUCAAAAAUCGACGUGUUCAUGAAGAAAAAUACAAUACAUCUGAAAAUCUAAUUCAUGAUUAAUGGUAGACAGGUAGAGUAAACGUGUUACUUCAAAGAUACCUUUACACAUUUCCUACUUGAUAAAAAAUUUGAGGAGCUGUCUUAUAUCAUCCAGUUUGUAGAGUCCCAAAUACCUGAUUUUGUCAGUGGGGUUUAGUUCGAGAUAAUAGGGCAAUCUUAAUAAUGGAUGGACUUUUGAAGUCAUUGUUUCAUAAAUUGAGAUUUAUAUGCUUUAAUAAUUAUAUAAAAUUGUGCCUUAGUCAUAGUAGAUUCAUAUUUUUGUUUUUAAUCUAAUAGAUCUAUCCCUUUUUUGAUGAUAUCUAUUACCAUGCACAAAUCCUACUAUUAAAAUCAACAAACUUUGUUGUCUACUAUCCUGAGUGUCAAUUAAACAUCCGCAAAUAUUAUUGGUUUUUGUGUUUGAUAGUAAUUGUUUGUGUUUCUAAUUUAAUUUGUUUUUUUAUGGAAAUGUGUCAAAAAAUAGACAUGCCAAGAUUCGGUGACAGUUGUUUAAAGCAACUAUGGCAGUGGGUAAUAGUAGCCAAUCGAACAGUUGUAGUUAGGGUGAAGAUAAGAGAGGGACCCUUUCUCUAUAUGCAUGAACUAUAACUACUAUAAAUUUAAAUUUUGAAUGAAUUUGCAAUCUGUUUCAUGAGUUUACGUAAUAUUCAUGUCUUCUUCAUAAAAUAUUUUCAUUUUUUUUUUUGUAAGAAUUCUAUGAAAAGUUAAUUCCUGCAACUACCGCUGAUGUUUCCUUUGUAUUUCAUUAAGUUUCGAUUUCCGAAAAUAACUAACAACCAACUCGAAAACAAAAUAAUAUACAUGACAAUAACCUCACUAAAAACCCUAAGCAACAAAAUACUGUUAUAUAAACAAAUCCUCAGACCUCUACUAACAUACCGAUGCCCAGUCUAUUGUUCAAUGGCUCAAACACACUAUGAUAAACUUCAAAGAACCCAACACGGGUGUCUGAGGAUGAUCCUGGGGCACUUCAGAUCAGCAGAAAAUGCCUACAAAUACAGUCAGACUUGAGGCAUUGAUGGGCAAACAAACAUGCCUCUUAUAAAGGGUUACAUCCUGGAACUAUCUGAGAAGUUUUACAAGCAUUGUCUCCCUGAGCCUCUAAGGGAGACAUUUUUAACAUCAGACUGAUUGUCUGCACAAAAAUCUUUCAGUCUACAGAUGACAAAUCUCAGCAACACACCCCAUGAUAGUAGAGUUUACUGAAAUUUGAAAUGCCAGUUUACGACGAGUAGUGGUGGAUUUGAAAGGGUCAAUGAUGUAUAGAUUGAUCAUCCAUAAAAUAAACAUAAGCUCAUGCAUUGAAGUAAAAAUGUAAAUAAUUAUUUUUUUACUAUAUUGAAAGACUGAAAAUUGUUUUCAUAACACAUUAAUGAGGACUUGCGAGGCAAUAUGGCCGCGCGAAAAGCGACCCGCCUUGAGCCAUCUAUAUAUAUCAUUGACACUUUCAAAGCCAAUAGGCCCACAGGGUUGCCAUGACAGGUCAUUGGAAUGCCUAAUUAUCGGACGGGAGCCUACACGAUAACGUCACUUGCCGAUGCAGAGAUCGAGGCCUCAUAAGGAUCCCAGGUUUUCAGGGAGGACAAUGAUAAUUAAAAUCAGACAAAACUAUAAACAAAGUUCCAUUGCCGACUAAUUAUAAUAAUUGCAUAAAGUCGCGAGAUUAGGAGGUAAAGAAUUAACAAAUAAAGUUAAAUUGGCAGAGGAUAAUAUAACGGCUAAUACAUCAGCCACGGCCUUUUCAUUAGAGGUCGACAUAGAUGAGGAGCAGAACGGUGACGACGCUGUGCUUAAAUUUGUAAAUGAAGGUUAUUUUAUGUCAAUGAAAUGUAAAUUAGUGUGGAAAAUAAAGAUUUUUUUAAAACAGAAAUACAACGGAGAUCGAGGCCUGUCACGAUCUAGACCUGUGAACUGUCAACAAAUUCACACAAACCAAAUAAUGGAACCAGCACAUUUAAUGCCGAUUUAUAAACUUGCAAUUUCCCUCGUCAUUACCGUUUACGUUCCCGUUUCUGUUUAACGUUGCAGUCGCCAUUGAUAUUCUUAAUUUAUAAGGCUGACGUUGGGCGCCGUUGAAAAUGAGAAGAAUCUGACAUUCACCCAGAUUUUCAUUGAGUGCCUUUUUUAAAUUAAGUUUAGAUACCUAUUUUGUGUUCGAUUACUUUACAUAAAGUUAAGUAAAGACAUUUCAGCGUUUUAAGGUAUGUCCCAUUAACCAAACAAGGAAAUCAUUAGGAAAUUUCCAAUAUUAUCCAGGCUUUUGAUUGGUUAGUAUGGGAACGACACGAACGGUGAACUGCACAACUUGAAACUUAGUCAUGUUUCAACGUCAGGGAAUUUCAUGUGCAACAGCGGACAGUGAUAUUUAAGUGCGCAAAUGUGAAAGUAGAUUUUUAACUUUCAAUGCGAACUGCAAGUUUAUAAAUCGGCCUUUAAGGACAACCCUGUUUGUUUGUUACUGAUUUUCAGUGAAGACAAAGACAAUUAGCAUCCACAUAACUCCUUACUGCCCCUGCAUACCCUCUUAAAACGGCCAAAUAAUGCCUUUAUGGCAAGGGGCUGGCACCACUUCAAACCUGGAAACAACUUGGGAAUAUAUUCAGCAUAGACAGCAUAAUCUAAUGCAUUGUUUUUUAAUUUGAUUUAUAUUGGAAUCGAGUGAAGUGAAAUGCAAUUUAUCUAUUGCAGCACCUACUUGUGUUGGAAUAAAAGAUUAAUGAAUUAGAGAAUUUAUUACUAGUGGAAUAAGAAUUGAAGAAUAAAUAAACAAAAAAAAAGAGAUAAUGGUAAGAAUAAGAAGUUGAAAUCAUAACAGUAUAUCCUUAAAGACUUUUUAAUGAAUGAAUGUGCUAAACGUCCACCAUUUAGUUAUUUGGAUUGCCUAAUUAUUCGUUCGGGGUUUUCCAUCUCUCUAGCUACAAGUGUACCUUACAAGUAAUGCAUUCACUCUGUUAUUUUCUGUCUUGUUUGCUUAUACAUUAUAAACAGCUACUUGUUUUCUCUUUCACUGUCGAUUAAAAUAACUUAAAGCGGCAAAUUCGAUUCCAACGCUUUUUAAAAGCUUAUUCAACAGACCUCACGUUAUAGUAUCGUUAUCUUGCGCCCCCAUUGACAGAUGCAUAUUUAUUCACAAACGUACAGUUUUAUAAACAGUGAUAUUGAUAGUGACCAAAGGUACAACUUAAAUCUUCGCAAAUAAUAAAAUGAAUACAAUCUUCCAAACAGUUAAAUCAAAAUUAAAAAAUAAAACACAACAGCAACGUAAACCUAUAAUUUAGUUAAGCAAAGAAUACUUAAUUUCUGUAUAAAAUUUAGUUCGCUGCCAGAAAUUACCAUUUUAAUCUGUCAAAUAUUUGUAAGUGUAUCAGAAACACAAUGUAUGGAAUAAAUUUUAUUUCCUAUUAUUUAUAUUCUUUUAUGCUUUAUUUGGUGUGUAAAGUUAAGUGUACAGACAAAAAAUUGUAUGUAUUAUAUUUUUAAUAAAAUUGACUUAGACUGUGUUUCCGAUAUUACACAUUUAUAAACCAUAAUUACAAUUUAAUAUAUUUUUUCCUUGACCGAAAUCGUUCGUUAAUGACCCCUAUUCAUAUGCAUCAUUUUUCUAAUAUCAACGAGAAAUUAAGCUGUCUUACUCCUGGACAUUUAAAAUUAUUGAAAUCUUAAAGAUGGGACAAUUUAAAAAUGUUUAUUUUAACUGAACAACAAUUUGUAACUUGUUAUUAUGUUGAUUUGAAUAUUAAGAGAGUAAAUUCGCAGAAGUGUUUUGCCAUAAUCCGCCUCAAAUCCAGUUAUUAUUACAGAACACAGUAUUUUGUUAUUAAUUUAAUAAUCUUGCUAUUGAAUUACUUUUUAUCGCCAAGCAUUUGUGGCAAUUUACUCUCUCUUAAUAGUCUAAGAACCGGUCAUAUAAAAUCAAAGGAACAGAUUAUUAUAAGCUGGAUUGAAUUUUUGUUAUAGAAUAUUAAUAAUUGUUAAACACCACCAACAUUAGUGUACCUUGGUUUUACCCACCCUUCAAAACAACACAUUUCCUGUACAAUUUUUAAGUUUGUUGAAGCAGUAUUCUACCAAGAUUAGUGACAGUUGAAAACACUCUGAAUAACCUCACGUGCGCACAAGUAUGACAAAGCCUCUUUUUUAUUAAAUUGAAGGGAAAUCUAUUUUUGUAUUCCUUUAAAAUCGAUUAAUCGGUCAUCAUAAUAGGAGGUAACAACAGAAAGAGGUUGCGCCAGACUUGUGCUUACGUGGAGUUAUUCAGCCGCUUGUUUUCAUCUAUAACAAAUUCUCUUUCACUUAGUUUAUAUUUCAUUAUUAUAAAUAUAAAAUACCACUUUAAAAAUCUUAAAAUUCUACCGUAAAUAUAUUUUUAUUUGAAGGAUGUCUCAAACCAUGGCACACCAAUGUUGGUCUGAUGUUUUAACAUAAUAACUCAUACUUUUCUUUUAAUUCGGCCCAUGAUAAUCGGCUCUGUCCAUAAUGUACAAAUUAACAUGCAUGUGGUUUAUGAUGCCGAUGGACUCCAGUCCUGUUAAAAUGAACUCUAAACAUUAAGUGAUGUUUUGGCAAUUGACAGUAAAACAACAAUUUAUAGUUUAAAUUAGGAAUUAAACUCAAAAUCGAUACCACAAAAUAUUUAUUCAAAUUAAAUAUCAUGACUAGUUUCUGCCUAUAUGGCCAUCUUCAGGUCUACAAUACAAAAUAACAAAUGGGUAGUAACUAUGUAACAUUAAAAAAGGUUAUUUACAGAAAAAAAUUCAAACAAUGUAAAUAUUAUUAUCCAAAUCCAUAUGGUAGUACAAGGUUAGAUGAAUGUGGUUAUUUUUAUUUUAAAAAUUAUAAAAGUUUAAAAUAAAAACUUUGGAUGUGGGAAUUUUUUCAGUAAUUUUUAAAAAGUAAAUAACAAAUUUGUGUUCUUAAUAAACAUGAUAGCGAGAUGCAUCAAAUGUCAUGACAUUUAAUUUAAAUAAAUAUUUUGUGGCAUUGAUUUUAAGCUUCAUUACUAAUUCACUAUUGACCAGAAAAUGGAUAUUCAAUUUACAAUUUUCCUCACGCAUAUGCAAAUUUGGGUCUUGAAAUUUCUGGUAGUGAACCAACAUAUACAUCGCUAUAAUCAAACGUACAAAUAUCAUUAGUUUUAGUUUACAAUUGUCUUAGUUUUUCGAAAUUUUGUACAGAUUCCGUUGUUAAGAAAUAUUCAGAGUAAUAUUUUAUUAUGAUAUAAUGUAAAAAUUCAAAACAAUUAGUCAUAUUUAAAACAACUGAUUUUGUAAAUUAAAAUUUACUACUUCCGAAUAAUAAAAAGACACUUAUUGGGAUGAUAUUUAAAAAUCCCAUUUGAACUCAAUUGCUUAAACAAUCACUUGGAAGUUUUUUUUAUUUUUUGGGCUCUAGGUAAAAUGUGUUAAAGUUGGG
Psylliodes chrysocephalus is the source of this 10134-nucleotide messenger RNA. The record is from the annotation of a GenBank genome assembly. Lineage: Eukaryota; Metazoa; Arthropoda; Insecta; Coleoptera; Chrysomelidae.